Dicrocoelium dendriticum is the source of this 252-nucleotide messenger RNA. The record is from the annotation of a GenBank genome assembly. NCBI's taxonomy places the organism in Eukaryota, Metazoa, Platyhelminthes, Trematoda, Plagiorchiida, Dicrocoeliidae.
AUGACGUAUGUUUGUGUGCCUCCUUCCCAGAAGGUGGCGGUCCACAGAGAUGCCCUUUCGUUGGUGCAAGCAUCGACUCCCGACGCCUGUGGUGAUGCAUGUAUGGGGGAGACAACUGCAGUCACUGGUGAUCCUGCUGAUAUGCUAGGCACGGUUGCUGAUGCUGGCGCCCCAAAUGACAUACGUGAAAUCGCUUGUGUGGAAGCAAAUGAUCCUGUGACGAAUAUGAGACUUGAGGUACCUACCAGUUGA